Molecule: messenger RNA, 450 nt
Organism: Coffea eugenioides
Lineage: Eukaryota; Viridiplantae; Streptophyta; Magnoliopsida; Gentianales; Rubiaceae
Product: sm-like protein LSM1B
Biological process (GO): deadenylation-dependent decapping of nuclear-transcribed mRNA
Cellular component (GO): Lsm1-7-Pat1 complex; P-body
Molecular function (GO): RNA cap binding
Source: RefSeq, a predicted model, not a curated record
AUGGGAGGCAAAUUGGAUAGGGACUUCAUUGCUUUUGAUAUCUGUUCUCGUGAACUAGCAUUUGUCGUUUACAACGUUUUGAAAGGGAUUUGUCCCCCUCGUACUGUUCCUUCGGAUCGUAAUGGAAAAGUUGUUGUCUUGUUACGUGAUGGUAGAAAGCUCCUUGGCACACUUCGUUCUUUUGAUCAAUUUGCUAAUGUAGUUUUAGAGGGUGCAUGUGAGAGAGUAAUAGCGAGACAUCUCUAUUCCGACAUUCCCAUGGGUCUAGAUGUCAUCAGAGGGGAGAAUGUAGUCUUAACUGGGGAGCUGGGUGUGGAAGAGGAUGAGCUUCUGCGACAGAUGACUGGCGUCUCUGCAGCGGAAAUUCAAAGGGCACAGAGAGCAGAAAGAAAUGCAUCAGAUUUGAAGGGUUUCGUGCGAAAAAGAAUGGAAUUUCUGGAUUUGGAUUAG